Molecule: messenger RNA, 9151 nt
Organism: Anopheles stephensi (Asian malaria mosquito)
Lineage: Eukaryota; Metazoa; Arthropoda; Insecta; Diptera; Culicidae
Product: neural cell adhesion molecule 1
Exons: 11
Coding region: 1543-3348 (601 amino acids)
Biological process (GO): homophilic cell-cell adhesion; synapse organization
Cellular component (GO): axon; plasma membrane; neuronal cell body
Molecular function (GO): protein binding; axon guidance receptor activity
Source: RefSeq, a predicted model, not a curated record
CUGGGCGCAACUGUCCCGACGGAGUGACGAGGGUUCAGUUUGUUCCUUGCAUUUGAUACGCGAGCAUCCCCGUGUCAGAGGUACGGUAACGUAAACGGUUUGCUUCACCGUCCCGCACGGUGUGGAAGUGAAUAGGAAUCCUGGGCAGAACGCUGCGCCUGUGGUCGGUGAAAUGUUGAUUGGCAAUCAGCGAUGUGCACGGUGUUGCAUGAACGGCUAACAUUUAUGCAAUCAAUAGCCAAGUGAUCGAUGCACGUGCGCCCCCGCUUGGCACCGCUGCAGGGUGAAGCUGGAUGCCCCCCCACCCCCCCCUCGAGUGUACGGUAUCAUCUGGUGGGAAAAUUGUCGAUACCGAUCGAUGCUGCACGCCGAAUCAGUGUCCGUUGUGAUGUUGUCUGAUUGUAGUGUAUAAUUGAAUGAAAAGCGUUAGUGUGUGUGUGUAUUAGUGUUUCAUCAAUCGAAAGAGACGGAUGGCUUCACGUUCCGGGCGGCGGUCUAAAUAAACUGUUGAUUUUUCCAAGCAAGGCGUGCCACGUUCAUAACUGCUGAAGAACAGUUCCGUGAGCAGGAGGUGGAGGAAUAAAAAAAAACAUUCAUCCUUCCCCGCAAGUGUCGAUCGCCAUUGGCCGCAUCGUUUAUUGCUACCGAAAGGACGACGGAACAGUCACGUGCGCGUACUUUCCUAUCUGCUUCCUCCAGCAAGCGCGGCGCGGGCACAAACAAAAAUCGGCAAAAGAGUGUAGCUGAUAAUUGCAUUUUAAUUAUCCCGUUCCUGCUUUCCACGCCGGAUUAUCCUCAAAGCGUCGGUUUAGCUUGACAGCGAGCGAGCGCGCGUCGUAGUGUGCGUUACGUACAGGAACGAUCACGGGUCGAUUGAAGAGCGUCUAAUUGAUAUCGAACCGCCGCGAACCGGCGCUUCCGUGAACAGGUUGCGGUGAAGCUGAUGAUGGUGAUGAUGAUCGUGGCAGAUGGUAGUGGUGGUGAUACCGGUGACGAAAGGUAAUCGUUGCGUGAGGAAGUCAUUUGGUCGACCGAUUCAUUAGGAAGCCAUAAAAUGAAGCGUUUCUGCCGGCUGACGAAAAUAGUUGGUUGGAGCGUGUGAGACCUGGUGCUAGAGUGUGUUGGUGAAGGUGGAAGUGGAAGGUGUUGUUUUUACGUGCGUAACCGGGGUGGAAUCGAUAAGCAGGCAAAAUAAGAAGUGUUUGAUUAAUUCUGCGGAACGGGGCAAGUUCUCAAACGUAGCUUCAGUGUGGGUGCUAGCCGGUGAAAGUGUUGUGAAAAUCCCAAUUCUUGAAACUUUGUGCAAACUGUGCAAGGAGUAACUUUUAUUGACGCACCGACGACGACGACGACGGUGGUUCGUCAGCGGAUUCUUUCUGACAGCGCUUGACAGCGUGGCAGCGCUACUAGGCCCGUGGAGCAGCAGUUGGUUAUUGAACGGAUAGGAAGAAAACAAAAAAUUGCUCUCCCUCUGCCGCAUAGGAAGCAGUGCCAUCAAGACACUUCGGUGUGGCCAUUUGCCGACGGACUCGAGAGAUCGCGAUGACUGCACUAAAUACCGUCCGGUGGUAUCAAGCACAUCCGGCUACAGCUAUUAGUAGAAUGGCCGCACACAGCAGGAACGGUGGCGGUGGUGGCAGUGGCAAAAACAGCAUCAACACCAACAGCGGCUGUAGCAACGAUGCUGCUGCUACUAGCGCUGCCUCCGAUUCGGCGAAGCGCACUGUCCGACCCAUCGUCACCGCAAACUGCGCCGGCAACAAUGCUAUCACGGCGGUGGCCAACAGCAACCAUCGAAGUCAACGAGGCGUAGUUAAUUGCUUUCUACGAUUUAUUUUCCUUCGCAACAUGUUCAUCCUCCUCAUCGUUGUCAGCAGCCUGCUAGUGUCAACGACAGAUGCGGUCAUCUCCAGUCGUGGGAGUAGCAGCAACAGUAAGACCAGCUCCUUACCAAACAAUGGACUAGUGCCCCGUUUUAUAUCACGAGGCCACACAUACCGAGCAGUGGUAGGCGACACACUGGUGCUUCCCUGUGAGGUGGAAAACUUAGGAACGCUCGUUCUGCUGUGGCGACGGGGCUCGAAUGUGCUUACCGCCUCGCAACUGAUGGUUACCCGCGACGAGCGGAUACGGCUUGUCAACGGGUAUAAUCUGGAGAUUUCCGAACUGGAACCGCAAGACGCCGGUGACUACGUCUGUCAGAUCAGCGACAAGGUCAACAAGGACCAGGUGCACACGGUGGAAAUUCUCGUGCCACCGAGCGUCCGAGCCAUCCCACCAACCGGCCAGGUGACGGCACGCAAAGGAGGUGCCGUAACGCUCGAAUGCAAAGCGUCCGGUAAUCCGGUACCAUCCAUCUACUGGACAAAGCGCCAGAGUGGAACGGGAAAAUCGGUUGCCAAGAUCGGCGAAGGACCGGUGCUCUCGCUGGAACGUGUCGAACGUCAGCAGGCCGGUGUGUACCAGUGCACCGCGGACAACAGCGUCGGCGAUCCGGUCACCGUGGACAUGCGGCUAGAUGUGUUGUAUCCGCCCGAUAUCAGCGUGGAAAAGUCGUGGAUUCAUUCCGGCGAAGGAUUUGAGGCCCAGCUCGAGUGUAUCGUGCACGCCGAUCCGCAACCGACGGUCUCGUGGAAUCAGAACUCUUUUCCGCUGCAGCCAACCGAUCGGCGUACGAUGUCGUCCAGAGGAAAUCGGCACACGCUCACCAUUCGCCAUGUGCAGCAGGAAGACUUUGGCAACUACAGCUGCGUGGCUGACAACUCAUUGGGUCGGUCCAAGAAGUACAUGGAAGUUUCGGGACGUCCAGGGCCGGCCGAUUUCCUGUCGCCACCGUGGAGCCGCUCGACCGACAGCUUUAAUUUGACCUGGAAAGUGGAAAGCUAUCCACCGCUGCAGGAGGUCCGAUUGCUCUACCGGAAACUGAUGAUGAACGAAACCUUCCAGCAGCCGGGCCGAUGGCACGAUGUCAUCCUAACGCCUGCCCCACGACCCCCAUCAGAACCGUUGACACACGUCAUGGCGUUUACGUUGCGCGGCCUGCAGCACAGCUCCGUGUACGAAGCGAUCGUGCAGGCGAAAAAUCGCUACGGCUGGAACGAGGUAAGCGACAUCUUCCAGUUCUACACGCAGCGAAUAUCGUCCGACAUACACUCGGAGGAGAUGCAGGUGGCCAGCUCCACGUCGCGCUCCGGAGCCACCUCCCUACACCGAACCGCACCGAAAUCAUCGGCUUGGAGCGUGGUGCUGCUGACGACGCUGCUGCCCAUACUGCCCUGGCUAGUGGCUCCGUUCGGUGCACUGCUACACGGCGGCACGCUUUUCGAUCGCUCGAAGCUCAUCAUCUAAGGAUUGGCCCACCAUCCAUUUCGACGGCCGCUCGUUCGUGUGGCACACCUAGACGCAAACCGUAUAGUGAUAGUAGGCUCCUCUUUCGUUUCCCCCAUCAUAUGUGCAACUGGAGCUAUGGGACAGAUUUUUGAUUUUUAGUUCUGCUGGGUUCUGGCGGUAUUACACAACAGCAGCUAGAAAAUGGCCCUAGCGUGAUUAAACAAUCCCACCCCGGUGCUGUGACGCAAAGCAAGAACAACAACAACAAAACUCUAGCCGGUUUCCGAUGGAUUACGCGGUUCAGGUUUAGGUCGUUUCCCAUUAUCUUCCGCUUGAACUUCAAUCAGUGUGGCGCACGAGGAGAUCCUGCGGGGCGAAAACUCAAUCUUGAUUAUUAUAGACGACGAACCCAACCCAGCCAUACACCAGCAGUUCAAUAGAUUCAAGGAUAACACACACACAGAUACAUUAGCGAUAAUUCAAAACGGUAGAAGAAGCGACCCUGCGCGCGAGGUCACAAAGGACUGUACUUUGAUAAUUCAUCUCAAAAAGAAAUUGCUCUCGUACACUGCGAAAGUGGUAGAGAAAGCAGUAGGGAAGCAGAACGUCAACAGAAGAACGUCAACAGCAACAAAAACCCAUACAUAUAUGCCAAAGAGACGACUCGAUGCACACCAUCCCCCUUUUACCACCUAGACACAUUGCCCGUUGUUUCAUCAUGCGCUUUUGAACUAGCGAUUCCUCCGACGAGGGCCACCAAUUUACUCCGGUCGCCUCCGUCAACCCUCUGUAUAGGUGUAUAUGUGUGAAACUUAAGCGAAAUUGCGAGACGCGGAUUGCUCACAACACUAGAUAUUAGCAAACUCAUCACUAUUAACCGCCACCGCGGAACGUCGCUUGCUGCAGCUAAGCGUAGGCCCCCUAACGCUCGUGUACAUACGCAUUGGUCCGCAGGAAAUCGUGCAUUGUCGCUAAUUUGCCGUCAAACACCUUGAAACACCGGGAGCGGGGGACACACGUCAGCCACUCGAGUGCGUCUGUCACUCGGGAGCGUCCGCGGGCUGACGUGACAGGCAAAUCGGUACCAAACUUUUCCCCUCGGUGAUCCAUCCAGCACCGGGGGCAGGAUCAUCGCGGCAAUUGGCUGGCAACGGCAUACAAAGUUGUACGUACGUUGUGCGCGAAUGCUUCUCGGGUUUUCGGGCAUCAUUACUAAUUCAACAAGAGAAAGUCAACCAAAUCGCACCGGUAAGCCUGUGGAACUCCGUGGAUUGGUGUGAUGGAAAAUGACGACGACGAUGCUUUAUGAAUGUCUGCGGAUCUGCGGUGCGGCCUAUUGAAGCCGGAAAAUGACAUUUGAAGCCCGGCUUCCCGUCCGCUGGAACGAUGAAGGUAGGGGAGGAGAAGGGGAAGGGAGGAAUGGCAGAACCGUAAGUUGUGUGCGCUAAUAUUUAGAUAAAGUCUUAAGCAAAUUAAAAUCAAUUCGGGCACGGGCGCUGGGCGACAGAGUACGGCUGCUAGGUUCUGGGCAUGUGCCCAUCUUACCACAGCCUGUCACUGUCACUGUUAUCCUUCGCUUCCCCCUCCCAUCCCAUCCUUUCCCUCUUCACCCUCUUCAUGGGAGGGUGGGUGGGAAAAUUUUGCCCGAGUACCCCAACGGUACUCGGUGGUUUACUUAUGCCCCCCCCCCCCCCCCCCCCCGCUGCACGGUUCUUGCGACUUGCUGGCGGUGUGUGUGUGAACGCCGGCAGAUGGCACCGGUUGGGAGCGAAGUCUUUUGUAAAUAAAUUUUAACCAUUGUUUUGAUUAUCAAAAAGUCAACUUGUAGCAAAAUUGGCUAAACGACUUUCAUGCUCCCGUACACCCGGAGCCCCAAGCCGUCCGCUGCGAACACUUAGGCUCCCCCGUUGCACCCCCCGGGGGCAUCACACCACCGUCCGCACGCAAACCCCGUGUCAGCGAACCGGCCCAGAAAUGUUUCAAUAAUGAGGUUUGAUGAAGUUAUUACACCGUAGGCAGGACAGAGCCGGCCGGCCGGCAUCAUGGACGGCAGUGGAGGGGCAAAACUUUUCGAACGUCCAAUCGUCGCAUUCUUUCCGCUCCCUUUGGCUUGUACGCGACCGAUCACCGUCGCUCGUUUGCCCGGGCCGGGAGGAAAGAAUCAAUUAAAAUAUGAAAACAAACAAACACUGCGCUGACAUCGAGUGCAGUACUUGGGGGGGGGGGGGGUGCCUGCCUGUUUAUGCUACUGUCCCCUUCACCACAAAAGCACUCGGGGCACAAGUACACACGACGCUUUCAUACACCCACCUUCGCUUCUGCACCGAGCCGGUCUCUACUCGAUUUACUCGGCAACGCAAGUAUGACGUGCUAGGGACGUGCAAACCGGGCACAGUCCGGGAGCACGACGCUAUUGCUAUUGAAACCGAGUUUACCUAACGACCACAGAAGCUGCUUUUCCACCCCAUGCUUUGUUGGUACAAAAUUAGGAAAAUUUACCAAACUUUCCCCCGUGGGCUCGCACGCUCACUGUCCACCGCUUUUCCAGCAGCAGCAGCAGCACCAGGAACGGCAGGACUUUGGCUGGGUUCUGUUUCCUUGAAAUUGUUUGCCCAAGCUGGAGAUUGAAUUUCCGCGGUUUUAAUAUGCGUGCUCGUUGCUGUGAGCCAGUUGCAUGUGUGUGUGUGUGUGCGUUUUUUGGCGAAAGAAAAGCUCAGCAAACAACCACUUGCCUGAAACUACCGAGAACACCGCGUAAUGUGACGGCUGCCGGAACACACACUUUUCUGUCCUCCGAUGAUGGGUUGCCCGGAGUUUCGAUUCGAUGGCGCAAUGGGUCCCAUUUUGAUGGAAUAAGAUUAGGCGUAGAUUGUUUUUUCGCCGUUGUGCUUGUGGUGAUUUUUUUUUUUGUUCUCACCCGUCCAAACCACUUCAUUCUGUCCGGUACGGUUCACUUUUGUUUUUUUUUUUGUGGACGAAAAGAGGCUUCCCAAGAGGGAAAUGGAACGGGGUAAAGGGAUGGAUGGGAUCUGUUUUAUCUUCUUGCUUCGCAUUCUUUUAUGUGGUUUUACACUUUUAUCCACUUGGAACCCAUUUCCGGAUCAUUCUUUGCGAAAAGUUCGCAAAAUGUUGAGGUUUGAGGGCUUUUCCAGGGACUUUUUUUUCACUCCGCUCUACCCUUCUGCUUUCUUUUUGCAACGCGCCCGAGCGUGUGUGUGUGUGUGGAUUUGGGUUCCCAUUUUCAUUCUCCACAAUCCGAACUGCUUUCCCCUCUUUCCACCUUCCCCUCCCCUAUAGAGAGAGAGAGAGAAGGCGGCUUUGAUCGUCCCGAAUUCAACACGUCAAUGUGUCUGUGGUGUUAAAAGUUUUCGGUUGGUCUAUAAAACUUCCGCUCCCGAUAUUAUCUUGCCCGCAUGGCUCGACCGACAUCCGGCUGGGUGUCGGUGGGACACUUGCGCCCCACCACUUGCACCCGGACGCACCCGGAUGCGGAACACAUGCCAAGAAAAGGCUUGGGCAAUCCUUUCCUGCGAGGUUCGCGGCGGUGGAAAGCGCCCGGAAUAUGGAAGACACGCGAGCACGUUGUCACAGCCUUUCGAGUGACAUUCAUUCAUUCGAAGAACACAAUCGCAAUCCAGCAGCGGGAAUGAAAAAAAAAACCCCACGGACGGAUCCACAUUAAAGAAUGAGACUAAGGCAAAAAAAAAAGAAACCUGGCGAACAAAAAGCAAAGGAAAUAUGCAGUCGGCACUUUUGAUGCACUCAAGCGUGAAUAAGCCUGCAGCCAUGAUGAAUGGCUGGCGGUACUUUUAGACGCGCCAACUUUUCGUCCUUCCUUGGUGUCCUUUUUUUAUUUCGCUCAGUCUCUCGCUGCCAACUCCCCCAUCCCACUGCAUCCCUCAAGUUGCUCUGCAGAACGUGCAGUAUUUAAACUCGGUAAAAAAUUGUUGAACCUCUCUCUUACGUACUGUUUCUUCUGCCGGGCAAACCCAAGACUACCCAAGCUCCCGGGGCGGCUCAAUCACAAGGAAUAGAUUGUGACAACCAAAAAAAAAAGCAAGAGAAAAGCGAAAAGGGUCGGUGAAUCAUGAAACAAACACAAAAAAAGGGAAAAAGUUGGUCUAAUUCCCGUCCAACCAAGUGACGUACGUUCUGGCCACGUUCCACCGUUGCUCCUCCGAAGACUUCUUCAUCAAACCCAUCAAAGCCAAACAUUUCCCAUCCCGUGUGCUUUAGUAGGGGCAAUGCUUGUAAUGUACAUUUCUAGCGAAAACCAGCAGCACAUUUCACUGUAAACGGCGUGUUAGUUAAAGCUCGCUAGGAGUCACACUUUCAUUCGGUGCGUCACCGUAACGCAUCGUCACUUGUAAAUAGCACGUUAACAUAUAACUUUAAAAGAAGAAGAAGAAGCAGAAACCCAAACAACAUAAACUACACAAAUUACUUUCUGGCACCGAUAGACGUAAGUAAUGCUCACGUACAUAUAGACACACACAAAAAGAAAAGAAAAAGACGCGAGCGCAAUAGUGAUAAGUACAGUCUCUCUAUCUCUCGGUGGUAGCAUACGAAUGGCCAGAUACAUUCAAAAACUCUUAUUUAUAUCUUCUGAUGAUACAUUUUUAAAAGCGACACCAGAGCGAACCGUUAAUGCAUGAUGGCGUGGGGUUGUCAACUGCAACUCCACGCUCCGGAAGCCCUCAAUGCUCAACAAGCUCUGUGCAUAAAACCAACAAAAAACACUGCUCAAAAGUGAGCUGCAGUAACUGGGCAUGGAUGACGGUAGACGGAAAGUAAAAUCCCCCGAAAAAGUAUGCAAAAGCUAACAUCAAACGGUUUUCGGAUGGGUGGGGAUUGAAUGAAGACUUUUUAUAUUUAAAUAUGGAUGUACCUUUGAGCAUGUAAAUCGUAAGCUACUAUAAUAAUAAGUACCCCUACCCCACUACAACUACUACUACAACUAAUGAGACUCCCGGAAGCGGAAGUGGAGAUAGCAAACACCCCCCUAAAACAAAGAACGUAAAGAAAAUAGAAAAUGGAAAAAUUGCCGGCGCUGAACUUAAAAACAAAACCAAACAAAAACUAGCAGCUAACGCAUUGAACAGUGUCUAAAAACCAAAAUCCAACAUCUGCGCAUUGAUCAGCGGUCAAUGCUGGUGAGCGGAGCAAUGGUGAUAGACGUAAACGAACCCAAAAAAAUCCCCCCUUAGAUAAGACCGUACAUAUUUAGCCUUUAACGUAAAAAAACACAAACACACAAAUCGCUACGCUAAAAUCAACAACGUGGAGCGAAAUUGAAAGCAAAUCCACUAAAACACAAAGAUGAAGAUGAAAGUACUUAAAUUGAGGCUAAAACCACAGACAAAAAGGUAAUCACUCUAGUUACAUUGCACGACUGUAAUGGCGCUGGCUAGGUGGGAAAACAGAAAAUUAAGUAAAUUAAAUAUUGACUUUAAUGGUAAACAAAUCCCCCCCUCCCAGUAAACCGUAAGCGUUUGCUACCAGCCAAGAUGAGUGCUGCGGUAGGACAGGUGAGCCUGGGCUAGUCUAGAACGAACACCGGAAGCUGGGCCGAUACAAACGCAUACAAAACCGGGAUGACGAAUGAGGCAAGCAUCAAACAAGAACAUUGGCGCAAACAGAAGAAAACAACGGAGAGGGAUACUAACUCCCAGCCAGCUAGGGGGAAGCUUCUACAGCUGCCCCUUUUAGCGUUAGGUCGAAGGAUCCAGCAUCCUUCCAGUGCUUGAAGCAAAAUCCUGUAUGAUUAUUGUACCAGUCCACAAAUUCGGAAAAUAAAAACCAAAAUUAAUACAAAACCUGA